This is a messenger RNA of Pedinophyceae sp. YPF-701, 1458 nucleotides long. NCBI's taxonomy places the organism in Eukaryota, Viridiplantae, Chlorophyta, Pedinophyceae. The record is from the annotation of a GenBank genome assembly.
AUGUCCUGCCGUGCGCAACUGACCAUCGGCGUCGACGUGGGGACGCAGAGCGUCAAAGCCGUGGUGUAUGACGUCGACUCCCGCGCCGUCGUCGCCCGCGGCUCCUCGGACCCCCUGGACGUGGCGACCGACGGCGUGCCGGGUCGCGCGGAACAGAGGCCCGAGGAUUGGAUGGUGGCGCUGAAGCAGGCGGUGGGCCGGGCGUGCGAGGGAGUGGACGCCGCGCAGGUGGGAGCGUUCGGGGUCAGCGGGCAGCAGCACGGGCUGGUGGUGCUGGGCGCGGACAAGGCAGUCCUGCGCCCCGCGAAACUGUGGUGCGACGUCGAGGCCGCGAAGGAGGCGGAGGAGCUCUCCCGGGAGUUCGGGUGGCCGCUGCUGGCGAGCUUCACAGCGCCGAAGCUGCUCUGGCUGAAGCACGCGGAGCCGGAGACGUACGCGUCGGUGCGGCACGUGCUGCUCCCGCACGACUGGGUCAACUUCAGGCUGACGGGCGAGCUGGCGAUGGAGUGCGGCGACGCGUCCGGCACGGGCCUCCUGGACAUCAACACGCGCUCGUGGAACCAGGCGUGGCUCGACGUCAUCGACCCGCGCCUGUCCAGCUGGCUGCCCGCUGUGUCUGACGGCGGCGACGCACCGAUUGGCAAACUGCGCCCAGACAUGGCGGAGUACCUCGGCCUGCCGACAGGGAUCGCGGUGUCGAAGGGCAGCGGCGACAACAUGUGCUCCGCGCUCGGCGUCGGCGCCGUUGAGGAGGGGCGAUGGGUGUGCAGCCUGGGAACGUCGGGGACGGUGUUCGGCUUCUCGAACGCGCUCGACAUCGACCAGACAGGAGCCGUGGCGCCCUUCUGCGACUGCACGGGCGGGUACCUCCCGCUCCUGUGCACGCUCAACUGCACUGGCCCGGUCAACGAGAUCUGCUCCCUCACGGGGAAGUCGCACGAGGAGCUCGCGCAGGAGGCCCUGGCUGCUCCUGUGGGGAAGCUGCUCAUGCUGCCUUACUUUGUGGGCGAGCGGACGCCGAACUGGCCUGGAUCGACCGGCGCUCUGCUUGGUAUCACGCCAGGCUCGCUCACGCCGGGAGGCCUGUACCGGGCGGCCAUCGAGGGCGCCACGCUGUCGCUGUUGUCGGGGCUCGGCCGCCUCAAAGAGGCGUCUCGGAGCGACAUCACGGAGCUCAUCGCCGUCGGAGGCGGAGCGAGGUCGGACCUCUGGUGCCAGACGCUUGCUGACGCGUUCGGCGUGCCCGUGGUGGCGCCUGCCGAGCCCGAGGCAGCUGCGUUCGGAGCGGCGCUGCAAGCAGCCGCGGCGCUGCUCGGCGCGGAGACCAGGUCCUACGUGCGCGAGGUCACAUCCGCGGCCGAGGGGGGUCGCCGGUUCGUGCCUGACGCCGCGAAGAAGGCCCUGUACGAGGACGCACUACAGAGGUUCGAAAAGAGCGGGGCGAAGCUCUUCGCGUAG